CAUCACCAUCUCCUCGUCAGUCCUACACUGUCAUUCACUACGCUGAGUGCUCCCACUGGCCAGUAAUACUAACAAACUUUACAUUCCCAUCCAUCUUCACUCUCCCAAAACAAAACAUCCACAACUGUAUUCACACAACUUACGAUAUACACAAAUCUACACUCAUUAAGCAGCAAUCUCCACUCUCAGAGUCGCAUACUCAGGUUUCUUCCACUAAACGAAGUUUAAAUUCACUCAUCACACAAACCUGCUUCCUAUUUAAAAAAAAAAAAAAAAAAUUCCCACCGCCAUUACAACUUAAAACCUCGUGCCAGUUUUGUAUAUGUGAGAUGCAACGACUAUUAAUAUUAUUGCUGUGGAGAUAUUAGAGAAAAUACAAGAAUUAACCCAAGUGUGACCAGGAUUUAAGCCUAGUACUGGAAGCAACAGCCUCGUUGACUAACACAAUUCAACUAAAACCAGAACCAUGCGGGCGUGUGUGUGGGUGGCAGUAGUGUUGGUGUGGGCGUGCGAAGGCGUGUGGGCGCUCCCAGAGGCUGCUCCACACCCGGACGCAGAAGCAGAAGCAGAUCCUGCCAGAGGAAAAAGACAGCUGUUGCCCCUGGGCAGCAUGUUGCACCACAUGAGACACUCACUCAGCACGGGACUAUACACUCUGGGGUCCACAUUCGACCAACACUUCGUGCCUGGGGUACGCUACGCUGCCGAACGCAUCACAGAAGACGUCGCCCCCAGCAUUGGCAAGGCCAUCUUAAAAGCUAGCAACAAGGUGGCGCUCAAGACCGCAGAGAGCCUGCAGGCCACGGCGCAGGUGGUCACCACCCGCAUUGUGCCGGCUAUAGAGGACCGCCUGGUGGAGAUGAGCAACGCAGCCGUUCCCUACAUCAACCGUGGCAUUGAUGCCUUAGAGAAGGGCAUCCAGCGUGGCGCUCAGGUGGUCUCCAGAUCGACGGCCAAAGGCAUCGACAAGCUGGGGUCGAGGGUGCUGGGGGAGCGACGCCACAAGCGUGUCAAGAACAUUGCUAAUAACAUCCAAGGCGGCAUCAGUAGUAGUAUUAACACACUAGCUAGUGCUAUUAGCCGCUUCAACUCACCCCAACAUGCUGACACAGACCAAAACACUAACGACUACCACGACUACGUAAUGUCCCAGUAUGACUAUAACCAGGACCAAUACCCCCAGUACGGUGACAGUGUGUACUCAACACAAUACAACUCUCCCCCAGUGAGAACGGUGGGGGAGGCGCUAACACACAUGGUCGACAAUACUGCCUACGAAAUUUCGACACGUCUCAUAGGACAAAAUCUGACUGAAGCAAUGGCACCGCUGGCCAAAUCCGUUUCUAACACGGUGGGACAAACUUUCCCUGCAGUCUCCUUCGGUGACGGUCGUAUAGUGAUCGACCUGCCAGGGUCGGAGACGGAGAGCGACUCGCUGCGGAAGUGCACUACACCGGCGGGAGAGCAAGGUUACUGCAUGGACCUCAGCGACUGUCCUGACCUUAUCCUCGACCUCACUAACCUCCGCAAGUCCGUCUGUUUCAAGAGCCUCUUCGUGCCUGGCGUCUGCUGCCCCGCCUCCGGUCUCGAUAUCAAGCCAGAGAAGACCAGCACCCCAACACCACCAGUCUCCCUCACCACCCGCCCUCCUCCUCCUGUCGAGGGAAGCACAAAGAGGCCUCCAGUUCAACCUCUGACUGAGUCUCCUGGACCAGACUCCACCACCUUCCAGUGUGGCAUCCCCAGGGUCCCGACCUUCAGGGUGGUGGGUGGAGAGGAGUCUCGACGUGGUCAGUGGCCCUGGAUGGCUGCCAUAUGGCUUCAUGGACCCAAGAAGACAGAGUUCUGGUGUGGUGGGUCCUUGGUGUCGCGCCAGUACGUCCUCACUGCUGCUCACUGUACCAAGGAUUCCAGAGGAAAGACGUUCGACCCACAACAGUUUAGUGUUCGUCUGGGAGACCAUAACAUCUUCAGUGAGAGUGACGACUUCAUCUCUAGCCCUCAGACGUACAGGUAAGUCUCACAGACGUACAGGUAAGUCUCACAGACGUACAGGUAAGUCUCA
Messenger RNA from Cherax quadricarinatus, 2065 nucleotides. Lineage: Eukaryota; Metazoa; Arthropoda; Malacostraca; Decapoda; Parastacidae. The record is from RefSeq and is a predicted model, not a curated record.